This is a messenger RNA of Plasmodium berghei ANKA, 240 nucleotides long. Its product is annotated as conserved protein, unknown function. The record is from RefSeq and is a predicted model, not a curated record. The coding region runs from base 1 to 240 and encodes 79 amino acids. The transcript has 4 exons. Lineage: Eukaryota; Apicomplexa; Aconoidasida; Haemosporida; Plasmodiidae.
AUGGAGGGUCAACGAAGUUUGAAAAAAGUAAAUGUUUAUAAGCGUCUCCCAUAUUUAUACAUUGGGAUGUUUUUCAUUGGAGGUUUGCUUGAAGUGGUUUUUUGCUCCACAAAUUUUUAUCAAAUUUAUAACAUAGGUGAAAGUGAAAAAAAAUCAGAUGACGACAUAUCUGACCUUAUGAAAAGAUAUCAACUUAGACAGAAAAUUAAAGAAAAAACUACACAAAUAUCAGAAAAAUAA